Molecule: messenger RNA, 1521 nt
Organism: Solanum dulcamara
Lineage: Eukaryota; Viridiplantae; Streptophyta; Magnoliopsida; Solanales; Solanaceae
Product: probable beta-1,3-galactosyltransferase 2
Exons: 11
Cellular component (GO): Golgi membrane
Molecular function (GO): hexosyltransferase activity
Source: RefSeq, a predicted model, not a curated record
UACAAUGAAUUGGAAAAGCAAAAGAGGUGUUGCUUCUCCAAAUUUGACCAUUUUACUCUAUAUUGGCUGCUUCUGUGCUGGAAUGCUCUUCACUCACAGAGUGUGGCAGUACCUGAAGCUAAAGGCAUAUCGAGGACAACACAUAUUGAUGAUCAAAAGCAGAAGGUUGUAAAAAGUGAAUCCAAGUAUAUUCCUGCGGAUACUUCAAGGACGCAUCAUGCUGUACAAACCCUGGAUACAACAAUCUCGAAUCUGGAGAUGGAAUUAGCUGCAGCAAGGGCGUUGCAGGAUUCUAUAACGAGUGGGUCUCCAAUAGCCGAAGAUCUAAAGAUCUCUGAAAAGAGAAAAUAUCUCAUGGUCAUAGGGAUAAACACUGCCUUUAGUAGCCGAAAGAGAAGAGACUCAGUUCGUGCUACCUGGAUGCCUCAAGGUGAUAAGCUCAAGAAGCUUGAGGAGGAAAAGGGUAUUGUGAUGCGGUUUGUAAUCGGACACAGUGCAACAUCAGGUGGCAUUCUUGAUAGAGCAAUUGAAGCAGAAGAGAAACAGCAUGGAGAUUUCUUGAGGCUGGAACAUGUUGAGGGAUACCUUGAAUUAUCGGCCAAGACAAAGAGCUAUUUUAUUACUGCUAUUGCACUUUGGGAUGCAGAUUUCUAUGUCAAAGUUGAUGACGAUGUACAUGUAAAUAUAGGAACACUUGCAGCAACUCUAGCUACACAUCGUUCAAAACAAAGGGUAUAUAUUGGUUGCAUGAAAUCUGGUCCUGUCCUUGCGCAGAAGGGAGUGAGAUAUCAUGAACCCGAGCAUUGGAAAUUUGGUGAGGACGGGAACAGGUAUUUCCGACAUGCAACAGGCCAGCUAUAUGCCAUCUCAAAAGACUUGGCCACUUAUAUAUCUAUAAACCGGCAUAUUCUACAUAAGUAUGCUAACGAGGAUGUUACAUUGGGAUCAUGGUUCAUUGGAUUGGAUGUGGAACAUAUAGAUGACCGCAAAAUGUGUUGUGGAACUCCACCGGAUUGCGAGUGGAAAGCUCAAACCGGCAACAUCUGUGUUGCUUCCUUUGAUUGGAGCUGCAGUGGUAUUUGCAAGUCUGUAGAGAGGAUUAAGGAGGUUCAUCAACGAUGUGGGGAAAACGAGAAUGCUUUGUGGAGCUCUGUCUUCUGAUAAUUCAGCAUUUUGUCCAAUCUCUGGAGUUUGCUAGUAGAUCCUAAGGACUCUACAAAAUGAUCAAUGUCUCCCAAGAAUUUAGUUUGGUCAGCUUGUAAAAUAUGAAUUGUACAUUAUCAUGGUCGAUAUGUGAAAUCAAGUGUAAACAACCAUUCAUUUUAGAUGCUUAGGAAUAACAUUUGUUAGUUUUUUUAAGGGGAAAUAAAACUAAUUAGUGUAUACAUCAGCAAGCCUUUGCUGUUUUCAUAUAGUACCAAAUCUUCCACUCAUGUUGGAUGACUUUCUACUACUUACAGUGCAGUGGACAUGAUCAUGACACUUCAUCUUUGCCCCAAUUGUAAACUUUUCCUUUGUUUA